AUGCCCGGCAUUGCUGGCACGUCUCCCGCCUCACUAGAGCACUUGGGCCGGCCGCUAUUCAGGGCCCACAAGUCACUUCCCCGAAGGCCAAAUGGCGAUCCAAGUGUACAUGUCAUCCACGCGUCUCCAUCUGACCCCAUCGUUGACACUUCAAAUGGCGGUGCUCACGCAACGGCGCCCGCUCUUCCUUUAACACCGCCCGGUGUUCCUCCAGAUGAAUCCCCAACGCCAAAAGAGCUGGAAUUACAAAAGCUCGCCUCGCCGCACUCCAUGUCUGGAACAGCGACACCUUCAAAACCAUCGCACCCACCAACCCCCGAAACCACGCCGCCUCGACUUCCUGCCACGACGUAUCGACCUGGAUUUGGCAGUCAAUUCCGGCAGGCUUCUUCCUCGUCGCGUGCGGAGUCUUUCCAAACAGCAUGCGAAAUGAUCUCCGACGGUGAGACUGAGACCCCUCACCGAUCGUCCCCAUCGUCGCGUCAGUCGACCAGGCAGAGGUCACUGCAAAAGAGUGUUCAAUCAGAACCCAAGAAUGCCAGACCGGAAGAUACCACACCUGUCGUUGACGAAUCCGAUGCCAUCUUACUAAAGCCAUCCCGGUACGAAGGUAUUAACGGGGAAUGGGCAACGGAGAACACCGACAGGUUUGCUGCGUCGCGUCAGAGGCGUAGGCGCUCAAGGAACCAUUCCUCCGAUGCUCUUCCUACCGCAAACGCGCCGGAACAGCCUCAGAAUACAUGUAGCACGAGUGCGCGCGACUUGGAUGUCCCACGAACACGUGAAAGGAACAUACGCGUUCGAGUCCGAGAUGCGCAGGACACCGGCGCCAGUCCAUAUCCAGAACAGUAUUCUGAAAAGAUUGACUGGAGUCCCCCGGAGGGCCGAACGGAUCCCUACACCCACGAUGAUUCUCGCCGAUUCUCGGGUGUAUCCACUUCCUCCACAAUCGAAGUGAUGAUUGUUGACACACCCGAGCCGUAUAAACCCUCCCUUCGUCAUACAGAGAAGAGGGUUUCGCUGCGUUCGACCAGCUCUCCUAUCACCAGGUCAGAGCGUGGAUCCUUAGUCUCGAACCCAGAUUCGCAGCACCGCUUGAUCCACAAGGCUGCUCGUAUCUCAGAAAAUGAUCGCAGAAGUAUCGCAUCGGAGAUGUCCAUCUCUGAAAGCUCAACCCAGGGUGGCCUUCGGCAGCAGGUGGAGGUCGUUCCGGUCGUGGUGAUUCCGGAGCGGCAUUCAUCUUUGAAAUCCUCGGCCUCGACCAGCAGAAAGCCAUCCAAUGCCAGCUCUCAGCCAUCGAGCCGCCGAACACGGACAAGAUCGGGGAGCAGACCGGAGUCGCUUGAUCGUCCACCCCAAAAGAGACGUACUUUGUCAAAUUCCAGUGCGCCCUCCCAUCAGGACACAGACUCCAGGGGUCGCAGCAUUGGUCGGCCCAUUAUCCCUCCACGUAGCUCGUCAUUAUCCGCGCCGACCAGCCAGAACAACUCCCGAGCCACGUCCCUUACAUCAAUGAGCUCGCGAAAUUAUCCAUCGGCGGUGGAGAACGAAAAGGAAAACCAGCAGCCGGAGCCACCGAUGCCUGAGCCUAUGAAAGCACCACAAGUACGUGACCGGGCCGAUGUGCUGAAGACGCAGUCCAUUCUUAUCGGGGUAGAGGAUAUGGCCCAUCUACGCUCACCGUCAGGGGCUUUCACGCUAGGAUCAAUCCCGUCGUCAUCGCCAGGAUUAGUGGAGAUUAGUGAAGCUACCCUGGUGCCUUUUUUUCCACACAACAAUGAAUCUCUACUGCUGGUCGACCCGCAGCACCGAUCUGGACCUCAAGGGCUAGCAAUUCGGGUAGAAUUCCAAGGCAGUCCGGCAAAGCCAGAAUUCCCUCAAAGCCCAGAACAGGGUGAGGUAGACUCCCCACUGCAGAAUCCGCGCCAGCCCCCAAAUCCCCCCGUGUGUAAGAUCAGUCCACCCACCCCGGUGAAUGAGGCAGAUCGUGAGCCUGAAAGAGGCACGGGAAAUGGGGAGACGGGUGAGCAGCCCUCUCGCCGAUUCGGGUCGGUUCGACGCCCUUGGAAGCUCCGACCUCGUUCUGAUUCCUUUAACUCCAUCGCCCGAUCAUUCUCGGUAACGUCGGCGAAAAACCGCAUGGCGGGGAAAGAUAUUGACGGCAAACUCCACCCGUUCUGGAGGCCUCGUCGGUUCUGGGAAGAUACAUCGGAAUCCGAAGACCAGUCCCCUCGCGAACAGACUUUUCGUCCUCCCACGUUGGGGGCCGACCAGGUCAUUAGCAACUCCUUGGGGAUGCCUCAACAGCGGGUUGUGUUUCAAGGGCCUCCCAUUUCUCCUCGCAGCAUUGACACGAAACGGUCUUCCGAUGAGGCGGCUUCCCGUCGCCAGGCCCGGGACAGUCUCGUGGGCAGUCGAGUAUUCAUGCCUGAGGCGUUGUAUUCACAGACUUCUCUUCACCAGCGACGAUAUCGCUCUCUCUCAUGGUGGCGAUUACGGCUUCGGUUUGGUUCCGUGCGCAGCUUCCGUAAGCGUUUGAGACGCAGCUGGCAGCAGCGUGCCGAGGGCAAGCGAGAAGCCCGACGCGAGGCGCUGAAGCAGAGCAUUGGUGAAGCAGUCCUCGUGGACUCCAGCACGCAGACGCGAAGUAUGGUGCAAUAA
Molecule: messenger RNA, 2661 nt
Organism: Aspergillus bombycis
Lineage: Eukaryota; Fungi; Ascomycota; Eurotiomycetes; Eurotiales; Aspergillaceae
Exons: 1
Coding region: 1-2661 (886 amino acids)
Source: RefSeq, a predicted model, not a curated record